AUGCCCGGCAAUCAAGAUCCCGCAGAGCAGGUCAAAUUCCUCGUCUCCUGUAUUGGAAACACCAACAACGGCCGUCCUGACUUUGCCGCUGUUGCUGAAGAGCUCGGCAUCGUCAGCAAGGCCGCAGCGCAAAAGCGAUAUGAGCGCAUGCUCAAAGCGAAUGGUGUUACUGGCACCAAGUCUCCCGUGAAAGCUUCCGACGCUGGGCCCAUCCCUACUCCUCAGGUCACGCCUGUCAAGCGCAAGGCCGCCGCGGCCCGUUCUCUUGCCUCUACCAAGAAGGCUAAGGGUAAAGCUGGCAAGGGGGUGAAGAAGGAGGAGGAGGUGGACGAUGAUGACGAUGGCUCAGCUGAGGAUAAUAAGAAAGGUGUCAAGAAAGAAGAGGACUCGGCGUCUGAUGUUUCUGAUCCCCCCCUUUCUGAUGACUAUGAGGUUUAA
This is a messenger RNA of Pochonia chlamydosporia 170, 438 nucleotides long. RefSeq lists its product as hypothetical. The transcript is spliced from 4 exons. The record is from RefSeq and is a predicted model, not a curated record. Bases 1 to 438 code for a protein of 145 amino acids. NCBI's taxonomy places the organism in Eukaryota, Fungi, Ascomycota, Sordariomycetes, Hypocreales, Clavicipitaceae.